AUGACUGUGGCGGACAUGGAGAGUGCUAAACUGUUUGAUGCAGGGAAGAAAGGCCGAGGCCUAAAGGCUACAAAAGAGCUCAGCACUGGGGAAGUGGUCUUCGCCGAGCCCAGUUUUUCUGCUGUGGUCUUCGACAGUUUGGCCUCUCAGGUGUGCCACAGCUGUUUCCGUCGUCAGGCCAAACUGCAUCGCUGUGCUCAGUGUAAGUUUGCCAACUACUGUGACCGCACCUGCCAAACUGCAUGCUGGGAUGAACAUAAGCAGGAGUGUGGAGCCAUCAGGAAGAUCGGCAAGGCGCCCAGUGAGAAUGUCCGUCUGGCAGCUCGUGUGCUGUGGCGUAUACACAAGGACACAGGCGUUGUGUCAGACAGUCAGCUGAUCUCAGUGGACCAGCUGGAGGACCACGUAGCCGACCUGCCUGAAGAAGACCUCAAGCAGCUCAAGACUGACGUGCACAACUUCCUGGAAUACUGGUCUCAUGGAAGAAAGCAACACUCUGUUGACUACAUCUCACACAUCUUUGGCAUUAUUAAGUGUAAUGGAUUCACAAUGAGUGAUCAGAGAGGCCUGCAGGCUGUUGGUCUGGGUCUUUUCCCCAACCUGUGUCUGGUCAACCAUGACUGCUGGCCAAACUGCACUGUCAUCCUCAACCAUGGCAACCAGUCAGCUGUGAGUUCAGCUCUCCACUCUCAGAGGAGGAUCGAGCUGCGAGCUCUGGAGAAAAUUCCGGAGGGCCAGGAGCUAACAGUCAGCUACGUGGACUUCCUCAACCUGUCUUCUGACCGCCAAGAGAAGCUCAGGGAGCUUUUCCACUUUGAGUGCACCUGCAAGCACUGUAGCCAGCACAUCAAGGACGACCUGAUGAUGGCUGCCGCAGAGAGCGGGAAAACCUCGGCUGAUAAGGUGAAAGAGGUGACUGCCUUCAGUAAAGAGUGUCUGGAGAAAAUUGAGAAGUCCCGUGUUCAGGAGAAUUACCCUGAGGUGGCGAAGUUGUGUCGUGAGUGUCUGGAGAAGCAGGAGAAUGUCCUGGCUGAAACUCACCUCUAUAAGCUGCGUGUGCUCAGUGUUGCCAGUGAGGUGCUUUCAUACCUGCAGUCUUUCUCGGAGGCUGCAGACUACGCCCUCAGGAUGGUGGAGGGAUACAUGAAGUUGUACCACCCCAACAACGCCCAGUUGGGCAUCGCCAUCAUGCAGGCAGGCGUCGCCCACUGGCAUGCUGGGCAGAUAGAGGUGGGCCAUGGCAUGAUUUGCAAGGCCUACGGCAUCCUCAUUGUCACCCAUGGACCCAACCACGCUCUCACGAGAGACCUUGAGUCUAUACGUAUGCAGACUGAGACAGAGCUGAAGAUGUUCAAGCGGAACGAUGUGUACCAAACCAUUAGUCACGCUGCUCUGAAGAACCAGCCCAUGGCCGGCAGCUCCUCCGCUGAUGAAACGAUCAAAGAUAUUUUUCGCAAGCAAUAGUCGCCUUCAACACUGAUGAUCCUAUCAAAGAAACCUCUGUUCUGAUGCAUGUCCAACUGUGCAGUAACAUGUACAUAUACUGCAUGUCCUCUAAAGCA
Xiphias gladius (swordfish) is the source of this 1562-nucleotide messenger RNA. RefSeq names its product SET and MYND domain containing 1a (gene smyd1a). Gene Ontology annotation, cellular component: nucleus. Gene Ontology annotation, molecular function: protein binding. The record is from RefSeq and is a predicted model, not a curated record. Lineage: Eukaryota; Metazoa; Chordata; Actinopteri; Istiophoriformes; Xiphiidae.